Molecule: messenger RNA, 812 nt
Organism: Spirometra erinaceieuropaei
Lineage: Eukaryota; Metazoa; Platyhelminthes; Cestoda; Diphyllobothriidea; Diphyllobothriidae
Source: the annotation of a GenBank genome assembly
AUGUCUGCUAUCACAUACCCCUCCAAAGGUACCACCAACACCACCACCACCGCCGCCGCCGCCGCCGCCGCCGCCACCACCACCACUACUGUCACCACUACUACUACUACUGGUACUGCUGCUAAUACUAUUGUCUCCAACAUCGGUAUUAAUGGCACACGAGGCAAGACAGUCCAGACCUGUCUCUGCUUUAACAGCGUCAGCUACACCGUCGAGGACGACGGUGUCAACCCUGUGCCUCAAAGCAUGGUAGGUGCAGGACGGUGAUUUGUGCGUGGACUAGUCUAUAGCGGUAGCAGACCUACAUAGCAUCCGCCUCACUCUCUCCUCCCUCAACCUCUUGAGUCAAGACUAGAUCAGGACAGCCAGAGAAUGAGUCGAGGGGAGCGGCCGGCAAAGCUAAAUAGCCCGUCCGUCUACGUGUGUCGCACACACGCCUGCUUCACGCACGAUGGAUCAGGUUUACUCAGAAGCAAGGGAGCGGCUCAGAUCCUACCAGAUUGUGAAUGCCAGAUAGGCUACAUUAAGGAGCCAUCGUAGCCUGAAUCCCUGCCCUAAGAGGACCGAAUUAUCCUCUUGAUAGCCCUCCAGGCCACGACUUUCAGCACGUCGUGGUAGAUGCAAAGUCUGUCUGCGUAUUCAUAGUGGGAAAUGCGCUGAAGUGCCAUGAGGGCGGAGUCCCUCGAGUCGACUUCACUCCAACUUCCCGCACCUAGGCACAAGUGGACGUCACUGAUCGCAACGGUCGAACAGUCAUCAUGUCCCUCCUGCGCAGUCGCCUGAAUGUCUCUAGUUAUUUCAGCCAACAGUAG